Molecule: messenger RNA, 1379 nt
Organism: Drosophila erecta
Lineage: Eukaryota; Metazoa; Arthropoda; Insecta; Diptera; Drosophilidae
Gene: Gr2a
Product: putative gustatory receptor 2a
Exons: 5
Coding region: 147-1379 (410 amino acids)
Biological process (GO): sensory perception of taste
Cellular component (GO): neuronal cell body; membrane; axon
Source: RefSeq, a predicted model, not a curated record
ACUGCGAGUGCCCGAGUCCUGUUUCCUAAUCCCGAAUGCCCAUCUGGGUCGCAUGGAGCACUAGAUAGCCAGAUAGCCGACACAAAAAAGUUCCGUCCCCGUGAUAAGCCGAAUCGAGCGAAACCUGGCCACGCAGCAGAUAUCGGAUGGACUUCGGCAUGGACACGCUGAGAGCUCUGGAGCCGCUGCACCGCGUCUGCCAAGUGUGCAACCUGUGGCCCUGGCGCCUCGCACCUCCGCCAGACUCGGAAGGCAUCCUACUCCGCCGAUCGCGUUGGCUGGAGCUGUACGGCUGGACCGUGCUGAUGGCGGCCACCGCCUUCACCGUCUACGGCCUCUUCCAGGAGAGCAGCGUACAGGAGAGGCAGGACUCGGAGUCCACUAUCUCGACCAUAGGCCACACGGUGGACUUCAUCCAGCUGGUAGGCAUGCGGGUGGCUCAUCUGGCUGCCGUGCUGGAGGCCCUGUGGCAGCGGCAAGCACAACGACGUUUCUUUGCGGAGCUUGGCGAGAUCGAUCGCCUGUUGUCCAAGGCCCUGAGGGUGAACGUGGAGGCCAUGCGCCUCCAGAUGCGUCGCCAGACCUCGCGCCGAGCUGUGUGGAUCCUGUGGGGCUAUGCGGUUAGUCAACUGCUUAUCCUGGGCGCCAAGCUGCUCGCCCGGGGCGACAGAUUCCCCAUCUACUGGAUCAGCUACUUGCUGCCACUGCUCGUGUGCGGUUUGCGUUACUUUCAGAUUUUCAACGCCACUCAGCUCGUGCGCCAGCGCCUGGAUGUGCUUCUGGUGGCCUUGCAGCAGCUCCAGCUGCAUCGGAAAGGGCCCGCUGUGGACACUGUGCUGGAAGCGCAGGACGACUUGGAUGGAGCGGCAAUGGAUCGACUGAUCGCCGUCAGACUCGUCUAUCAACGGGUGUGGGCGGUAGUGGCCUUGCUAAACCGCUGUUACGGGCUCUCCAUGUUGAUGCAGGUGGGCAACGACUUCCUGGCCAUUACCUCCAACUGCUACUGGAUGUUCCUUAACUUUCGUCAGUCGGCGGCCUCGCCCUUCGACAUCCUGCAGAUCGUGGCCAGCGGCGUAUGGUCUGCCCCCCAUCUGGGCAAUGUUCUCGUCCUUUCGCUCCUUUGCGACCGAACGGCCCAGUGCGCCACUCGUCUGGCCCUGUGCCUGCACCAGGUGACCGUGGAUCUGAGGAAUGGGAGCCACAACGCUCUGAUAACCCAGUUCUCGCUGCAGCUACUCCACCAACGGCUCCACUUCAGCGCCGCUGGCUUCUUCAAUGUGGACUGCACUCUUCUCUAUACGAUCGUGGGAGCAACAACCACGUACUUGAUAAUUCUGAUCCAGUUUCACAUGAGCGAAUCCACCAUCGGCGGACAGUAG